AUUGCCUCUCCUGAAAUACAAGGUCUUAAAUCAAAACACUAUAGAGAUUUCUAAUUCAACGGAAAUAUAAAAACAGAAAAUGGUAGAAAAAGCCAAAAAGGGAGAGACGAAACCGAGAUGGAGGAUUUCCAAUCUCCUAAAAUACGAUCUUACAAAUCGUAUGAAGGAGAUCGGAACCUCCAGCUGGUUGAUCCUGCUGAUUUAAAACCGGUUAGAGGAAUCUACAUUGUUCGAGAAUCAAAGCGUAAUCGCUCUAUGGCGUCAGAUCUAUGGCGCAAGAUCUCUUACAAAGACUUGCCUGUUCGACCCAGAAGAUCUUCUUCUCAUUCAACAUCGUUAAAAGGAUGGUGGAACAAUCCUGAGAUAAAGAGAAAGAGACGAGUGGCGACAUACAAGAUUUAUUCAGCUGAGGGAAAGGUGAAGACAUCUUUGAGAAAGAGUUACAAAUGGAUUAAAGUCCAAUGCUCGAAGAUUAUUCAUGGAAUAUAGCUCUCUACCGUGUAUUUUUUGUUUAGUACUUGGAUUUUGAGAAGAAAAUAAAUUCGUGUAUUUAUUUAACACAAUUCAAUUCAAUUUAUUUUAUAUAUUCUGUUAACUGUGACCAAUAUUAAGUAUUUUUAUGACACUAUAUUCAGUUUAACUAGCAAAUCCAAUAAAUAAAUAGCAUAUGUAUGUGUGCUAUGUGUAAAUAUUUUUAUUUAUCAAAUACAACAAUUUGAAA
Thlaspi arvense is the source of this 721-nucleotide messenger RNA. NCBI's taxonomy places the organism in Eukaryota, Viridiplantae, Streptophyta, Magnoliopsida, Brassicales, Brassicaceae. The record is from the annotation of a GenBank genome assembly.